GAUUACUCUUCCCUUUAUCCUCGAAAACACUGGUCACUUCAGGAAGCUGCCCCAUUCUUAUUUCUCCACUUCUUGCUCACCGCCCCUCUCUUUAAAUUUCGAUAUUUAAGCAAGCUGAAACUUUUCCUCACUUUGCCUCUUCCCUCUUGUCUUUGUAGAUCAGCAUCUCUCAUCCCUCGCUCUUGUAGAUAAAUCCUCCAAACCUCUUUCCAUCCCCUCCUCCUUUAUUGCUAGAAUGGCAAAGACCAUCGACCUCGAAAAGUGCGCCCCAAGUACUUCCAGCACUUCCUCCUCUGUCCAUAUCCCUACGGAUGCUGGCCACAGUGUUCCAUUUAUUCCUGCGUCUUUGACCGUCUCCAAUCUUCAGUACGAGAUCACAGUCAAGGAUAAGGCCAAUGAUAGUCAGAAGUCCUCCAUCUUUAAGAAGACUCCCAACGUCCAGCGAGCAUUGCUUUCCAACAUCACUACCAAGGCUACUCCUGGCCGUGUCCUCGCCAUCAUGGGACCCAGUGGAUCAGGAAAGACAACACUCUUGGAUCUCCUUGCUGAUCGCCAGGCACGCAAUGUCGGUAAACUUCAGGGCGAGAUCCUGUUAAACGAUGUUCCUAUCAAGGAGUACGGCUCUAUCCGCAAGCGUCUUGUCGGAUAUGUGACCCAAGAAGAUGAUUUCAUUGAGACCCUCACUGUUCUUGAGACCCUAACCUUCGCUGCCAAGAUGCGCCUCCCUCGAUCCAUGAGCAACAAGGACAAGCUGGCAAGGGUCGAUGCGGUCAUGCAGGAACUCAACCUUACCCAUAUCAAGGACACCAAAGUCGGAGGUGCCGUCAUCCGUGGCAUCUCUGGCGGUGAAAAGCGUCGCGUUACCAUCGGUAUCGAGCUCCUGUCCAGCCCUAGCGUCUUGCUUCUGGACGAGCCUACCUCUGGUCUCUCAUCGACCGAUGCCCUGAAUGUCGCCAAUGCUAUCAAAGAGCUCGCACACAGGGGCCGCACCGUCAUCUUGACAGUCCACCAGCCUCGCUCAGAUAUCUAUGAGCUGUUUGAUGAUCUGCUGCUGCUGUCGCAAGGGAAGGUCGUCUAUUUCGGUCAAGCCCAAACCGCAGCUGCAUACUUUGAAGGGCUUGGCCACGAGUGCCCCGUUGGUUGGAACGUCGCCGACUACUUCUUGGAUUUGAUUACCCUGCACCAGGAGAAGACCGAGUCCACUGAAGAAGGCACAACCAACCGCGAGGACUUUGCCCAAAAAUAUGCCUCCUACAUUACCACAAACCCAGACGCCUACCUGACUCAGGUCCUUAAACAGCAUCAAAACAACACCGAGAAAAUCGAACGCGACGCACUUUUGAGCGAGUUCAAAAAGCAAUACACGACACAGUACGCCGCCACAAGCCUGACUCAGACCCUGCUGCUAACCCAGCGCAGCUUGACCAAUCUAGCCCGCCACCCGACCAUCUUCCAGGCAUCGGCUGUGAUCCACAUCAUCUUUGCGCUCGUUAUUGGAUCCCUGUUCUCGGGAUUGAAGGACCGUCCAGAGAUGGGCGCCACCAGCUUCAACAAGUCGAUUGCGCUGUUCUUUAUUACCUCCUUCCUCGCCACCAUGACCUUCUCGGCCAUGCCUCAGUUUAUCAUCGAACGUAGCCUCUUCCUUCGCGAGCGUGCAGCGGGUAUGUACCGCACGUCCUCCUACUUUAUGGCCAAGACCAUCGUCGAGACCCUCUCCUACACGAUCCUUUCGGUCAUCUUUGUCGUCAUCACCUACUACCUGAUCGGCCUGCACGGCUCUUUGAUCUAUUACUUUGUGUCUGUUGCCGUCUUUGUGAACGUCGCCCUCUCGCUCAUUGCCGCCAUCGGUGCCGGUGCCGAGAACGCCGAGGUUGGCAUGAAUCUUUUAUCCUUAAUCAACACGAUGGCCAUGCUCUUCUCAGGCUUCAUUGUCAGCAGGACAGACAUCCCCCGCGGAUGGAUCUGGGCCUUCUGGGCGUCUUAUUACCAAUGGGCAUUCUCUGGAUUGCUUGGAAACGAGUUCUCGGAUGGGUCUGACAAGGGCACGGCGACGCUGGCGUACUUUGGAAUGGACCAUAUCGAGUGGUUGACAAAGUGGCGCGCAGUCUUGAUCCUGUUGGGAUACUAUAUCUUUUUCAGGAUCAUUGGGCUCUUGCUUCUCUUGGCCAAGAAGGCGUAAAAAAAAAAAAAAAAAAAAAAA
Gamsiella multidivaricata is the source of this 2200-nucleotide messenger RNA. RefSeq names its product P-loop containing nucleoside triphosphate hydrolase protein. The transcript has 6 exons. Gene Ontology annotation, molecular function: ATP binding; ABC-type transporter activity; ATP hydrolysis activity. The record is from RefSeq and is a predicted model, not a curated record. NCBI's taxonomy places the organism in Eukaryota, Fungi, Mortierellomycota, Mortierellomycetes, Mortierellales, Mortierellaceae. Gene Ontology annotation, cellular component: membrane. The coding region runs from base 236 to 2179 and encodes 647 amino acids.